Messenger RNA from Echinops telfairi (small Madagascar hedgehog), 758 nucleotides. It is a transcript of the gene RAB19, whose product is annotated as RAB19, member RAS oncogene family. Gene Ontology annotation, molecular function: GTPase activity; GTP binding. Gene Ontology annotation, cellular component: trans-Golgi network. Lineage: Eukaryota; Metazoa; Chordata; Mammalia; Afrosoricida; Tenrecidae. The coding region runs from base 24 to 758 and encodes 244 amino acids. The record is from RefSeq and is a predicted model, not a curated record. The transcript has 3 exons.
UUCUGGGUGAUGGCCAUGACCUCAUGCUGACCUGUGCCCCGGGGAGCCUGGUGCCCACGCAGAUGUCCUCUCCCCCUCCUCGGUCCCCUCCGGUGACCACGGGCAUGCCCUUCUCCAGCUUGGCCCGGGCCGAGGACGAGAACUUCGACUUCCUGUUCAAGGUCAUCCUCGUCGGGGACUCCAACGUGGGCAAGACGUGCGUGGUCCAGCACUUCCAGUCGGGCAUCUUCAGGGACACGCAGCACAACACCGUCGGGGUGGACUUCACCGUGCGCUCCCUGCACAUCGACGGCAAGAGGGUCAAGAUGCAGGUGUGGGACACAGCCGGCCAGGAGCGCUUCCGGACCAUUACCCAGAGCUACUACCGCAGCGCCCACGCGGCCAUCAUUGCCUACGACCUCACCCGCCGCUCCACCUUCGAGUCCAUCCCCCAUUGGAUCCAGGAGGUUGAGAGGUACGGCGCUGCCAACCUGGUCGUGAUGCUGAUUGGAAACAAGGCGGACCUGUGGCAGCAGCGGAGGGUCCUGUUUGAGGACGCCUGCACGCUGGCCGAGAAGCACGGGCUCCUGGCGGUGCUGGAGACCUCGGCCAAGGAGUCCAGGAACGUGGACGAGGUCUUCGUGCUCAUGGCCAAGGAGCUCAUGGCCCGCAACAGCCUGGCCCUGGGCUCAGAGGGCGCCCUUGGCAGCCUGGCCCUGGACUCCAGCCCCGUCCUCGUGGGCCAGGGUCCCAGGGCCAAGGCCCCCUGCCACUGUUGA